CCAAAAAUCUUUUUUCAUCAUCCAUCACUCUCUCCACUUUUCUAUUCUUAGUCCCUAAGAUUUCUCUUCUUCAUAUUCUAAUCUUCUUUUCACAGUCUACAACAUAUAAAACAAGAUCCAAAACCCAACCCAAGUUUCUAUCUUUCAAUGGAUCAAGAUUCAGCUCCUUACAUCUCCAAAAAACAGAAACCAAACCAUGCAAAGUACCCUUGUAAGUUUUAUAACUAUUUUCCCUUUAAAACUAUGUUAGUUGUCAUAUUUCUAGUUGCACUUCCAUUUUUUCCCUUACAACCUCCUGAAAUCAUCAGCCAAACUCUAAAUACAGGAAAUUGGGAACUUGUUCAGCUUAUUUUAGUUGGUAUAGCUGUUUCUUAUGGCUUAUUCAGCAAAAAAAGUGAUGACGAUGAGGAUGAUGAUGAUGAGACAGAAAAUGAAUAUUUAUGUAGUUCAAAGUUUGAUAAUGUUCAAUCUAGAUUACUUGAGGUUCCAUCUUUUUUUGAAAACCAUCAAGUGUCUGAUGAAAAUAGAGUUCAGACUUGGAAUAAUUAUCAGUAUUCUAGUGGUAAGCCAGUAGUAGUUGUUGCUAAGGAAAGUGAUGCUAUUAUUAGUUCAAGAAUUGUUGAAAAGCCUUUGCUUUUGCCAAUUAGGAGUUUAAAAUCCCCUGUUCUUGAGCCUAUCUCAACUACUACUAAUUCACCCAAAUCCAUGAUUUCAUCUCCAAGAAAGUUGUCCACUUCAUCAGAAUCUGAUCAAGCCAAGAUUGAUCAAUUUGAUCACAAACUAAUUGUGAGGAAACAGAGUUUUAACAUAUCCUCUGUUUCACAUCCACCACUACCACCUCCUCUGCCACCACCAUCGAUUGUUAAAAAAUCUACUCUGUUGAAAUCAAGCUCUAUCGUAACGGAUGAUCACAAGGGCUCUUUUGGUAAGGAACUUAACAGAAGAAGUACUAGGAGUGUGCCGUUUGAAUUGAGCUCGUACAAAGGGAAGUCUGUUCGAACAAUUAGGCCAUUCGUUGGGGCUGCAAGAGCCAGAGUAUAUGCUAAAGAUUUCGUAAAUGGAAAGGCAGAUGAAAGUAACAGAGAAGUCGAUACACAGGUGCAAGCGUUAGAGCCAGCAUUGAUGGAGUUCUCAGGGGAAGAGAGUAAAGCAUCGUCUCUAGAGAAUGUAGUAGUGGAAAGUGAUGAGGAUUCAGACGAUUAUAUUGAAGAUAGCGCGGAAAAUGUAGAGGUAGAAAGAAAGAGUGUUAGUGAUGGUGGUCUGGAUAAUGUAGACAAGAAGGCUGGUGAGUUCAUAGCUAAAUUUAGGGAGCAAAUUAGGCUCCAGAGAAUUCAGUCCAUUCGUACAUUGGCUAAACAGCCUGCUAAAAAGCUCCUCCAGUAGAAAUAUUCUUGUUCAAAACUGAAGUGAUACCAUGAAUUGGUCACUUGCUGUGAAGAGUUUCACAUCGCGUUUUAAUAUGACUUGAGCAAUCAUCACAACUAGCUUUUGGAUUUGACUUAAGUCCAAGUCUCAUAUCUUAUCAUGGUAUAUUUACUUGCCCAUUAGAAAAAGUCUUAUGGUUUGCUUUGGCACUAGGGUUUUAUUUUUUUCCCUUUUCAGUUUGCAUUUCAAGAUUUGAGGUUUCUGAUAUAAAGGGAUUUUAGUAUUUUAGUUAUAAUUAGUCUCCUCUGUAUUUGAUGUACUAUCAUGAGGCUCAUUAUGUUAUUGUUAUAGGAAAGAAAAUCUUUUGGUUUUAUGUUUUGA
Molecule: messenger RNA, 1746 nt
Organism: Solanum dulcamara
Lineage: Eukaryota; Viridiplantae; Streptophyta; Magnoliopsida; Solanales; Solanaceae
Exons: 1
Coding region: 148-1383 (411 amino acids)
Source: RefSeq, a predicted model, not a curated record